AUGAAAAUCUUUGAAUUGAAAAUUGAUAAUUUGAAUAUAGUAAGCACUCAAAAGCCUCCUCAAGGGCCUAAAAGAAGAUCACUAAUGGCUCAAAAUGAAAAAUUUAUAUCAGAUCUGAAACAGUUUAACAAAACGGGCAAAAGCAAGAAGACAAGUCUCAACACAUCAAAAACCUUUGACAACUGUGAAACAGAAAAAGAUAUUAGCCAGCUGAACCUCACUGAAUUCGAAGAAGAGCUUUUCAGCGAAGAGGAUGCAUUAUCAGAAGCAAAUAGUAUUACAUUCAGUAACCAAAAAGUGAAAGAAAAUCCUAAAAUUCCCCCACUUUUCGUCCUACCAAAAAUCAACAAAAAGUCGUCUCGAAGGCGGACAGUAGGGCUCAAACUUGAGGCUCCUCAGCGAAGAGACCCCUUCCACACCCCUCAGAUAAAGUCAUCAAAGUUGAAUGACCUCAAAAGUUCCAUAUUCAUGCCAACAUAUAAGACUUAUAUGAUAAAUAAAGCUGUGAACGAUAAAGAGUACUCAAUGACCAUCGAUCCAUCCAAGAGUUAUGAGUUUGCAAAGAUGAAGCCUAAAGGUGGCCAAUAUUUACGGAGAACUAAUCAUCGAGAUUCAAAGCAAGCGAUUAUUCAAUUUGUAUCGAAUCAGAAGCGCAAAAUGAAACACAAAGUUGCACCCAGAGCUCAGGAGUCAGAUACCAGCGUAAAACUAGCUGACCAACAUUACACUGCUGAGGAAAGUAAUACUGGAAGGCUGAGACGAAGUGCAACUGCCAAUUCAUCAAUAAAGAUUCUAUACUCUUAGUACCAAAUAAGAAGAGCAGUAAGCUGAGUGUUUA
Messenger RNA from Moneuplotes crassus, 838 nucleotides. NCBI's taxonomy places the organism in Eukaryota, Ciliophora, Spirotrichea, Euplotida, Euplotidae. The record is from the annotation of a GenBank genome assembly.